This is a messenger RNA of Fomitopsis serialis, 945 nucleotides long. RefSeq names its product kinase-like domain-containing protein. Bases 1 to 945 code for a protein of 314 amino acids. The record is from RefSeq and is a predicted model, not a curated record. Lineage: Eukaryota; Fungi; Basidiomycota; Agaricomycetes; Polyporales; Fomitopsidaceae. The transcript has 2 exons.
AUGCUCGCUGAGAGACUAAGUCUUUCGCCAUGCGCUAUACUGUCGUUUGAUCGGGGCGGUCCAACACCGCUGGUUUGUGUUUGUCGCUUUCUCAGAUUGGAGAUAUACUUAUGCCAUUGUCAGUGCUAUGCCGACGACGCAAAGCUGGUCCCUAGUUCUGCGACGGACAUCGACCCACAUCAUAUCAUCGAUACAGUGAAGCAUCUGGAGAGGCACCGCGAUUGGGAUGAGUUCCGAACCGUCUAUCGCACUGGUGAUGGGGUUGUUGUCAAGAAGAUUUACGAUCCCGAAGCUGCACUUUCAGAAGCCCUGAACCUGGCGAUGAUACGCUCUGUCACUUCGAUCCCUAUUCCAGAGCUGCGCCGGGUCGUAGUGGAUGGCAGUACAACAUACCUUGUCAUGGAAUGCAUCGAAGGGGACAGUCUCAAAGACCGCUGGCCCCAUCUCUCCCUUUGGUCGCGCCUCUCGGUUGCUUGGACCUUGAGGGGUUACGUUGCGCAGCUUCGGCGUUUACGACGUUCUGUGCCGGGGACCCUUCCGGGUGGACGAUGUAACGGCCCUCUUUUCACAGAGGACGGUGCUGGUCCCUUCCACUCUUAUAGCGACAUGAUUGCAUGGUUCAACCACAAGCUGGAAGUUUCUCAGCGCAUGAACCAAGCACCCAUUCAUGCACCCCGAUUUGACUCUCGCUCGCCUCUUGUGUUCACGCAUCAAGAUUUAUGUCCGCGCAAUGUCAUGCUAGCGCACGACGGUACUCUCUAUCUGAUCGAUUGGGAGUACGCAGGGUUCUAUCCCGAGUGGUUCGAAUACACAACCAUGCUGCGACAGACCGACUUGCCGAUAUCGUGGAGAUGGAUGGUGCCGCUUAUUGCCGGUUGGUUCACAAAUAUGGCAAGAUGUGUCAGUAACAUCAGUUGGGCGUUGUCAACCGGCGCGAUGAUGUGA